AUGGAAGGUGGUUUGAUGGAAGUAUUGAGUGAUGCCAUUCGGGAGGCUCUAUUUGAAGUUAUCGAAGAUUUGCUCAAAACAGAGAAUUUUAAAGUGAACAUUGAGCCUGGUUCGAAAAAAGGUGAUAACUUCAUUGGAAUCGUCUACCGCAUAAUAUUCAGUACGGCAGAUAAAAAGCGAAGUUCGAAAUUGUUUUUGAAAAUUGCUCCCGAAAAUGAAGAGCAUCGAGAAAAGGUGUUAGCUCAUCGUUUUUUUUUACGUGAAAUAUACGUUCAUAAUGAGGUCUUGCCAUGUUUCCGUGAAUUCCAAAAGUCGAGAGCCAUAGUGGCCGGUAAUGAUGGAUUUUUUGAAUAUCCUCAGUGCUACAAAUUCCUCGAUGCUGAACCGUUUGAGUGUUUGUUUCUUCAAGAUGUCACUGAAAAGGGGUUUGAAAUGAUAAAUAAGGACGAAUUGACAGUGGAACAUAUUUUGCUUGUAAUGCAGGCUCUUGGGAAGUUACACGCCAUCUCAUUUGCGAUGAAAGAUCAACAGCGCGACAAGUUUUCAGACAUUGUGAACGGGCUUCAUGAGCACUUUUUCAGGCACGGAUAUAAUGCGGUUGUGGCAGAAAUGCACAAGAAUGCUGCAAUAAAUGUGAUCAAUGCCAUUACCGAUGAAAAAGACAGUCAUUUGUUAGAAGCAGUCUUGAAAAUGUACGAAAUUAGUCAGUUUGAUAUUCUUGUAAAUUGUGUUGAUGCAAAUGAAGCGGAACCCUAUUCUGUCGUGAUCCACGGUGACAUGUGGUCAAAUAACACCAUGUUUAAAGUUAAUAAACAAAAUAAGCCAAGCAAAGUAUGUAUCAUCGAUUGGCAAAUAUGUCGCUAUAGUUCACCAGUAUUGGAUAUCGUGUAUUACAUUUUUCUUAGUACAACGCGAGAGCUUCGGGGCCGAAACUAUAACAUUUACUUGAAGACAUACCAUGAAAGUUUAUCAAAUCAUUUGAUAAGGUAUUCGAAAUCAAUUGAUUUUCUGCAAAUUGAGCAGAAAUGUACUCCAUUUCUUCAAUAAAAAGAUGUUCCAAUUUCAGGCUCGGUUCAAAUCCCGACAAGUUAUUCCCGUACAUCGUGUUACAAG
This is a messenger RNA of Sitodiplosis mosellana (orange wheat blossom midge), 1113 nucleotides long. RefSeq lists its product as uncharacterized. The transcript is spliced from 3 exons. The coding region runs from base 1 to 1047 and encodes 348 amino acids. NCBI's taxonomy places the organism in Eukaryota, Metazoa, Arthropoda, Insecta, Diptera, Cecidomyiidae. The record is from RefSeq and is a predicted model, not a curated record.